This is a messenger RNA of Ambispora leptoticha, 691 nucleotides long. Lineage: Eukaryota; Fungi; Glomeromycota; Glomeromycetes; Archaeosporales; Ambisporaceae. The record is from the annotation of a GenBank genome assembly.
AUGCGAACAGCUUCCUCUUUCGGCGGUGAAUUUAUACUUGAAAAUAUUGAUGCAUCGAAGGCAACGAAUAGGCAAACGAAAUUAAAAAGCAAUAUAAAAUUCUUUCAAGUUUACACCGGAGACCUACAAUUGACACUUUUUCGUGGGAAAAUAGCAGAAAAUAAAUGGAUCCCAUCUACACAACGGACACUACCGCAAAAAUUUUUGGCAGAGGCUAUUGCUCAUAACGAUGACUCUAAAAGAAAACUGGAACAGUUGGAAGAUUUUGUGACCCAAAUUCCAUUGAAAGCUAAUCAUAAUCUCAACAUUACAUCUAUACCUCAUGCUGACCUUUCCGGUCAAGAAUCUUUAUCAGAUUCGCCAGAAUCGCCACAAGACUCAUCAGAACCACAAAAAAAGAAACCUGGCAGAAAACCAUUAACAAACACACCAAGCUCUAAACGCAAAGCUCAAAAUCGUGCUGCGCAAAGAGCUUUUCGUGAACGAAAAGAACGAUACGUCAAAGAGCUAGAGACCAAAAUCAAGGAUUUAGAAUCGCAGACAGCUAAAACCACGCAUGAAAAUGCCCAAUUAAAAUCACUAGUCGAACAAUUGCAGGCGGAAAAUUAUUUCUUGAAGCAAUCAACAUUUGCUUUUGAUUUUUCAUUAGAUAAUAAUAAAACACCAGAGGAUUCUCUUGCUCUCGAUAAAA